Emys orbicularis (European pond turtle) is the source of this 681-nucleotide messenger RNA. RefSeq names its product unc-119 lipid binding chaperone (gene UNC119). The transcript is spliced from 5 exons. Lineage: Eukaryota; Metazoa; Chordata; Testudines; Emydidae. Gene Ontology annotation, molecular function: lipid binding. Gene Ontology annotation, biological process: nervous system development; negative regulation of clathrin-dependent endocytosis; positive regulation of protein tyrosine kinase activity. Bases 1 to 681 code for a protein of 226 amino acids. The record is from RefSeq and is a predicted model, not a curated record. Gene Ontology annotation, cellular component: spindle pole; intercellular bridge; centrosome.
AUGAGCGAGCCCGUUCUCCGCGCCGACACUCGCUCCGGCCGGCGGGGCAGCGGCGGGGCCGCGGCCAUGAGGGUGAAGAAGGGCGGCGGGGCGGCGGCCGCGGGCCCCGAGGAGGAGCUGCUGCGGAAGCCGCUCAUCGGCCCCGAGGACGUGCUGGGGCUGCAGAAAAUCACGGGCGAUUAUUUGUGCACUCCUGAGGAAAACGUGUAUAAGAUAGAUUUCACCAGGUUUAAAAUCCGAGACAUGGAGUCUGGCACAGUACUGUUUGAAAUCACCAAACCACCUGCCUCAGAACGUGAACAUGGUGAUAAAAAGGAUGUUGACCCUAAUGCCGGACGGUUUGUACGCUAUCAGUUCACCCCAGCUUUCCUUAGACUUCGGCAAGUUGGAGCCACGGUAGAGUUCACAGUAGGGGACAAGCCCAUUAAUAACUUCCGCAUGAUUGAGAGGCACUACUUCCGGGAUCAGCUGCUCAAGAGUUUUGAUUUUGAAUUUGGGUUCUGCAUCCCCAGCAGUAAAAACACUUGUGAACACAUCUAUGAAUUCCCACAGCUCUCAGAGGAUCUCAUUCGAGAGAUGAUCCUUCACCCCUAUGAGACACAGUCGGACAGUUUCUACUUUGUAGACAACAAGCUGGUGAUGCACAACAAGGCAGAUUAUUCGUACAGUGGAGGACCAUGA